AUGGCAAAUCAAACCAUUGCGUUGGAGGUGAAGCCUAGAGGUAAACCCAUAUCAAAACUUCCCGGAACUAUCUCAAUUGGGCUUGAAGAGAGUCUUGCGGCGCUAUAUUCCACGAUUUCCAGCCGAGCUGGCUUCCCAAUUACUAGACUCAGAAUCACCAAGGGCAGUGAUGGCAGUCUCCUCAAGAACGAUGCUAGCGUUACUGUUUCAAGCACCGGAGUUAGAAACCAGAGUGUUAUAUAUGUCAAAGACCUAGGAGCACAAAUAGGAUGGCGUACAGUUUUCAUCAUCGAAUACCUUGGACCGCUCCUUAUUCACCCAUUAGUCCUCUAUGUACUCCGGCCGUACAUAUACCGAAGCCCUAAGCCACUGCCUCCUGCAUCUGACCUGCAAGUGUUGACCUGCACGCUGUUGACACUCCACUUCAUCAAGCGCGAACUGGAGACGAUUCUCGUCCAUCGAUUCAGUGUCUCAACGAUGCCAUUUACCUAUGUUUUCCGGAAUAGUGCACAUUACUGGCUUCUAGGCGGCGUGAAUCUUGCAUACUGGGUGUUCUCACCUUCAUCACCAACAGCCACUUCUGACCCUAACCCUGCGUUACUAUAUGCAGGUCUUGUUCUAUUCAUAGUAGGUCAGCUGUCCAACCUCUCUACUCACCUCACCUUGAGAAAUCUCAGGAAGCCCGGCAGUACAGAGCGCGUGAUACCCACUGGCUUCGGGUUCGACUGGGUGACAUGUCCGAAUUAUCUCUUCGAGGUCAUGGCCUGGGUUGGAGUAUACCUUGUUAGUGGUCUGAACUGGAGUGUCCUACUCUUCCUUGUCGUGGGAGCUGGUACCAUGAUGAAGUGGGCUAGCCAAAAAGAGAAAAGGUACCGCCGCGAGUUUGGUGACAAAUACAAGAAAAAGCGCUUUGUCAUGCUACCCGGUCUGUGGUAA
Molecule: messenger RNA, 936 nt
Organism: Microsporum canis CBS 113480
Lineage: Eukaryota; Fungi; Ascomycota; Eurotiomycetes; Onygenales; Arthrodermataceae
Product: synaptic glycoprotein SC2
Exons: 3
Coding region: 1-936 (311 amino acids)
Biological process (GO): very long-chain fatty acid biosynthetic process
Molecular function (GO): oxidoreductase activity, acting on the CH-CH group of donors; protein binding
Source: RefSeq, a predicted model, not a curated record